AUGUCUUCCCCGAGUCAUCAUAUUCCUGUCUUCCUUCUGCUAAACAUUUUCUUUCUCAUUUCUGGCGGAUGUGCGGUAUCACCUUUCCAUGACUGGGCGGAGGAGGGCGGUUCGCCGUCGGAGGAGACUCUAAGUAUGUCAAAGCGAGCAACUGGUGCGUUCGUGACUACAGAAGAGGAUCGUCCGCGCAUUCUUUGCGGCCAAACAUUGAUUCACACGCUAAAGGAACAGUGUGGGGCACGUGGAACCUUCUCACCCUACCACAAACGUGCUGUUCGUGAGCUGAUCCGUGGGGCUAGAGGACUUCCUAGCCUGUCAGACAUUGAAGACGCUCCAAUUCAAAUACGUAAGCGAUACGAUGAUAUUUGUGAAGUGUAUUUGCGAUACGAACCCGAGAGUCCAUUGUCGCAAUGCUGCUGCUUGGGCUGUACAAGAGCUUACUUGGAAAACUUUUGCGCCGAGGCAUAA
Messenger RNA from Hydatigera taeniaeformis, 468 nucleotides. The record is from the annotation of a GenBank genome assembly. Lineage: Eukaryota; Metazoa; Platyhelminthes; Cestoda; Cyclophyllidea; Taeniidae.